Molecule: messenger RNA, 6271 nt
Organism: Aquila chrysaetos chrysaetos
Lineage: Eukaryota; Metazoa; Chordata; Aves; Accipitriformes; Accipitridae
Gene: BMP3
Product: bone morphogenetic protein 3
Exons: 3
Coding region: 145-1620 (491 amino acids)
Biological process (GO): SMAD protein signal transduction; osteoblast differentiation; BMP signaling pathway
Cellular component (GO): extracellular region
Molecular function (GO): cytokine activity; growth factor activity
Source: RefSeq, a predicted model, not a curated record
CCCACCCGCAGCACCCGUCGCAGCCGGGGGUUGCACCUGGCCCAAGCGAACUUCGCUGGGGGUCUCGGUCUCGCCUGCCUGCUGGCCGGGGCAGCCACGAGGAGGGGGACUCCGGCGCCCGCCCAGCCGGGUCGGAGGGGCAGGAUGGCGGCGUCGACCCGCUGGGUGCUGUGCCUGUGCCUGGGCUGGGGCUGCCUGUGCCUGGCGCUGGGGGACGUGCUGAAGGCGCGCCGGGUCGGGCUGCGGCGGCGAGCUGCCCCGGGAGGAGUGCGGGGCGGCCGGGCGAGAGCCGCGGCAGGUGACUACGGCUUGGGGCAGCGGCAGGAGGAGCGGCGGCGGCCGGAGCGGCUGCAGCCGGGGGACAAGGUCUCGGAGCACAUGCUGCGGCUCUACGACCAGUACAGCGGCGGUCGCGGGGGGCGGGCGGCGGCGCCGCGGCCCCACGACCCGCCGGGGCUGCCCGCGCCGCACCCGCGGCAGGGCAACACGGUGCGCGGCUUCCGCCCGCUGGCAGCAGGGAGCCCUGAAAGCCAGGAGAUGUACAUUUUUAACUUGACGUCACUCACAGAGUCUGAAAACGUCUUGUCAGCUUCGGUGCAUUAUUAUAUUGGUGAUCUGCUGCAUGCUAAGUGGAACUGUUCCCAAUCUAGAGGCUGUUUUCGUCACGGGCAGGGGAAACCUGAAAUUCAGAUACAUCUUUCAGUUUGGGCCUUUCCUUUUGUUGGGAACCAGACUCGGAGCCUGGGACAUUUCCUAAUAAAUGUCUCCACUGCUUACCAGGAUGUCCUUUCCUGGCAGCGGAAGGAUAUCACUCAGCUCCUGCAUGAGGCAAAACAAAACAACGAACUCCUGAUCGGCGUCAAAAUGGAUCUGACCAGCCAUCGCUCCUGGAAAAGGGCACCUUCUCGCUAUGAACCCUACAUUCUGAUUUAUGCCAAUGAUUCUGCUAUUUCAGAGCCAGAGAGCGUUGUCUUUAGUUUGCAAGGGCACCGUCAUCCUCUGGCAAGGGUCUUUCCCAGGCCAGAAAACCACGUGAGGAGCAGCCUCGGGAAGCGGCGGCGAAAACGCUCUGCAAAUGUCCUGUUGCCGUUGCAGAAUAAUGAGCUUCCGGGAGCCGAGUACCAGUACGAUGAGGAUGAGAGAUGGGAAGACAGAAAACCGUACAAAACCUUCCAGCCACGGUUAGCAGAGAGGGCAAAGAGUAAGAAAAAGCAGAGGAAGAAUCAUCACCAGAAGAGCCAGACUCUCCAGUUCGAUGAGCAAACACUGAAGAAGGCGAGGAGGAAGCAGUGGAACGAGCCAAGGUAUUGCGCCCGGCGCUAUCUCAAGGUGGAUUUUGCAGACAUUGGCUGGAGCGAGUGGAUUAUUUCUCCUAAAUCCUUCGACGCCUAUUACUGCUCAGGGGAAUGCCAAUUCCCAAUUCCAAAGGCCUUGAAGCCAACCAACCAUGCCACCAUCCAGAGCAUAGUGAGAGCCGUCGGGGUGGUCCCGGGCAUUCCUGAGCCUUGCUGCGUUCCUGACAAAAUGUCUUCUCUUAGUAUCUUAUUCUUCGAUGAAAACAAAAACGUGGUUCUUAAGGUGUACCCCAACAUGACAGUGGAAUCCUGUGCAUGCAGAUAACAUCUAGGGAGACCCUUUUGAAAUGCUGAGGUGAUCACUUGCUAUUUGGGGCUGGGGGGAGGGGGGGAGCGUCAUGAUAACUACUUUUUGUUUGCACUGCCAAUGCAUUUCCUUUGGACAAAAAAGAAAAAAAUGUAAACAAAUCCAAACCAUGAGGAUGGAAACGGAAUGGAUUCUGAAUAGCAAUUCCAAGGAAAAAGAAUACAAACUUCAUUUGUCUCUGAACUUGACCAAGACACAAGUCUUGGCAAUGGGACCGACUGUUUCUGUUGAAAUCAAGAGAUCAAAGAGGAGUUUGCAGAAGACUCUUCAAGAUAUUUGAGACUGCCAGAAGGACAUACUGGUCUAUUUUUGUACAAGAUUUUGGAAGCAGCGGUAGCUGUUAACUUUUGUCUCCGUUCUUACAGUGAGUAAUAGGGAGGGAGAUUAGAAAUACAUUAGUCUUCAUUUUAAAGCUAAGCUUUCUGCCUUAGGUUAUCGAGUAGUGCAGCAAGGAAGAAAAACAAAUACGACAUCCUAAGAGCCUUAGAUAACACAGCUUAAGACAUACGUCUCCUUGGUAUGGCACGUCACCGAAUGCAUGUGUGUAUUCAUUUUCGUUGACGUAUUCUUCGUAAUUCAGCUUAUUAGAUGUCAGUGCCCUCAGUCGGAAGGACGCAAAACGCAUUACUGCUGUGUGCAUAACGGCGGUGUCUCAAAAGCAGAGACUUUUCUUUCAUGCCACUAUGGAGACUCAGCAGGCCAAGGGUAUGAAAGUAUCGCACUCGGUGAAGCGUCUGAGUGACUUGUUCACAACACAUGUUAUGCAACAUAGUUGCAAGUAAUCUAUGAGUAAAUCAUGGUAGUUGAUUCCUGACGUGAAAUUAUUUGGUGCAUAGUUCUUAUCUGUAGGUGUUCACUAUGAUUAUUUGGUCAAAACUGCCUCUGGGUGGUGAGUUUAUUAAUCAGAUGGUAGAAUUUUUUUUUUUUUUUUCCUUAGUUCACUUCUACUCUGAAAAUCAAAUUUGUUGUACCUAUGCUGUCAAUUUAAGAUUUCUUACUAGCAGGUUUUGCACAAUAAAAACGCAAAAUGUUCUUUCAGUGACUUAAUCCGCCAAAAAAAUUCAUUUGAGAAACUACAAGCGGGAGAGAAAACGUCUGAUGAAUCUCAGGCACGGUUGCGAAAAGCUUGUUGUGUUACGGAGUGUAUGUUUGCAGAAGACAGAACCCCAGUUCCAUUUCCAGCAGCGCGAUCUAUAGAGGAUGAUGCUUUGUAAAGCACUUAUGGCUGGCGAGAGCGAUGUUUUAGUUUGCGCUAAGAGUAAACAUCAAACAGUCUUUCCCAUAAGUUAUCUACAUAACUGACUCUCUGAAAUAGUGUAUUUAAAGGGCACAUAUUCAUAGGGAAUAAAUUAAUUCCCCAUCAUCAUGACAGUUCAAUUCUCUACUUUGGAGUCAGCGAUUCCUCAGCGUAUUGAAGGUGACAGCAGUUUUCCUAUGUACGUGCCUUUUUGCAGCUUCAUAGCUAUUUGAGGCUAGUUUAAACACUCGGUCGUUGAUUUUUGUAUUUUGUCACUGGUGCCGUCGCGAUUACCAACCUGAAUAAUGCGCAUGUGGAAGGGUGCGAGAGGUGUGGAGGUGGAAUAGGUAGCCUAGGGAUCCUUUCAGCAGUCACUUUUUACCUGCACAAAGUCUCAGUGGAAGCUGACAGGAAUUUAAGUUAAAAAAAAAAUUAAAAAAAGAAAAUAAAAGAAGAGAACCACCAGUUAGUCCCAGAUGCAGGUUACGAUUGCAGCUCUUCCCUUACCCUGUUUGAACAGCAUACCCCUGCAGUCAGAUUCCCCAAAUGCCACCGGAUACGUGUUUAUUGGCUCCAAUUAAGCAACACUGAUUAGCACAGUUAUCUGACCUGGUUGCUGUGUGUUAGGAUUCCAAGAGCUCUGUAGCGAUGUAUCGUCGUGAAGGAUGCGUUCCCUGGAACUGGAAGAGAAAAGUCUCCGUUUCUAGAGAACAAGUGCCAUCUUCAGCAUACAGGAGCAGAAGUGCCAUCAAAACCAAGCGCUAAGCCUGAGCGAAGCUGCGUACGUUUAGAUCGAGGUUCAUUUGAUCCUCUUCUAUACGCAGGAGAGAAGUUCGACGUUCUGUACGCUAAUUGGGUGGACUUAGAAAUGGAGGAAAAAAGCUGUAAUUUUCUCCUGGCACAAAAGACAGACACUUGCAGACAACUGGGAGCUUUUCACAGCUGUGUCUUAGUAAUGAAAAAGAGCCUGUCUCUCUGGUGCGGAGGUGUGUGAGUUCCCGUCUUGACUUUUACGGAGAGGCAGAAGCAGGGAUGCGCACGGGCUGCCCGUACCGUAGGGUUCACCUUUUAAUCCACUGGUCCGCUCCUGGGCCUGGUGUCAUUAGGACACGUGGGGGAUGCCGUUGGCUAAGCUGGAAGCAGGCUCGGAUUCUCAGUAGACAUCGGGCCCUGCAAGCAGAAACAGAUACGGUGGUUUCCAAUAGUUGUCUUGUUAAGAGCUGCACGUUUCUUUGUUCAAGGUGAGCUGGCUGGUGAUGAGUAACGCUCUCAUUGCCAAAAUCAUUUCCUUCACGGUAUUUUCGAGGCUCUUGAGGUGCGCGCUUCUUGUCCUGCGUAGAAAGGCAGGAGCUGCGCGGUAGCCCUCGAAGGCUGUAUUUUUCCUCGCGUCGCCCUGUGCUGGGAUUACAGCAUGUUCCUUCCUUAGAACGCCACCGGACGACACCUUCCCAAACACGGCACAGAGGAGUAAGUACCUCGCAGCUUUCUAAUGCCCCGUGGGAGGGCUGGGGGGCGUCAUUCCACUGCAAAUGAGACUGCUGCCUGGGAGAAGGGCAGUCAGUCCCCCAGGAAAACGCUGGGGGAACGGGCACCCCGCGAGUUGAGGUGUUGCUAAGCCUGGGGAUGAACUGCUUGCUGGGGAUGAACUGGAGCGUUUGGCUCUCAGGCAGAAGGUCAGGACUGAGCUGAGCCCAGCUCAGUCUGUGAACGGUGUCUGGUACAAGCAGUGCCAGGAACAGGGCUCCUCAGAGGAAAAUGCAGACUCCCCCUGGCCCCCCCCUUGGAUGGUAGUGGAGUUACCCGGAUCAGAAUAGCCUGUUGGCAGCCACGCUUCCCAACUUCUGUGCUCCAGAACAGAGGCGUUAAUGAAAUACAGGUGUUUCCCCAGCACAGCAGUCUGGGGCAGCCGUGCUCUGUGUCGCUCUUUGGGACUGAAGCCGAGUUCAAGGCUACAGGCAAUGCUUUCCAGUGCUGUGAUGGGACAGCCUGGAAGUGACCUUAAAAGCAUCACCCGAAAACAAGCGCGAGUAUGUUAUGCUUGGUUUUCACCGGGAUACAGCCAGACUUUGUUGUGAACCAUGUCGUGUCGAAUCAGUACAAUCUUCCAAGGAAAAUGUGAUUUGCCUCUUCCAAUCCUACACGGAGAGCAAUGUCUGCAGCUAACCAUAUAGAAGUGAGACAUUUUAUGCCCACGAGAUGUUUUGCCUUUGUAUCUGUACGUGAAACUUUCUACAUAAAGCCGUGUCUAGCAUCAGUAAUGUAUUAAUCGCACAGGCAAUGAUUUCUGUAUAUAACUUGGUUUUAGCAGUGACCUCCAAAUAAUUUCCAACUCAUGUUACUAAUCACGAUUUUAAUCUCAACUAGGCACGAGGGGCUUUUCCCACCUGUUCUGUUUUUUGAAACACUAUUAAUUGAUAUAUGGCUCUGUUUUGUAUCUAAUUAUGUAGUAUCUGAUGCCCAUGCAUUAUUUUUAUGGCUGUCUCAAAAGAUGGGCAGGAGAAUGUCUCGAGCUACACAAGCUCUCUCUUCAGAUAGGCUCUUCUGGGAGCACGGUCCCCAGUGAGGAGCUGACCGUGAGGAGGCCGCUGCAGAAAGCUCUUGAAAAUGCCACUCUUGGAGGCUGAAUAGGGAAACUCACGGUAAGUGUGCAAAACACAGAGAGCAAAAUAAAACUGCUUAUCCUGCAAUGCGGUACCUUGGCCCAGGAGAAUUGCCUGCUAGAACCAAUGAUGCUGUUCCCCUGAACGGGGUCACGAGGCAGGCUCUGUUUCUUCCUUUGUCUGGGGGUGCUGAACUUGCAAGGAGCAGAGCGCCUUUCGUGAGGUGCCGACCGGCUGUGGGGUUGCAAGUCACUGUGCUCUGCCGCAGGGUUGGCCCAAAAGCUUCAUGUGCUCACCUCUGAGGAGAGCGGCAGCGGUUUGCAGGAGACUGACGUUUUGUUCAGCCGCCCAUUUCUCCUUGUAAAAACAGCUUUUUGAAAUGAUUUCUUUUGAAAGGUUAUUCUUUGUACAGACGAUGUCAAUUUAAAAAAAUUAAAAUUACCCCCCCAAAAGAAAGUUAUCUUGUAUAUGGAAAGAAACUUUGACAGAUGCUUUUAAUUUAUUUUAUAUCUGUGGCCAUCUUGUCCUUUUAAUGUUUCCUUCUUUAUCUCGGUGCUCUUUAAACAAUACAGUUUUCUCUGUCGUCGCAAAGAUGAAAUGCUAGGACCGUAGUCAAGUGUGCGAGGACAGGUCGUAGCCACACUGUGAAGGGCACGUUUCACUACUGAUGUAUAAGCUUGCCUGAUUUGUAUUUUUUUCUCUUUCAAUAAUGGGAAAGUGUCGCUAGGAACUCUGGAGAAAAUAUAAAAUAAAAUCAGUUUUUACAUGAAAA